AUGAUACGGUUUUUGAUCUUGAUAUGUUUUGUUUCUUUCGUCAAACUACAAAAUUUUGAUACUCCAAUAAUUGCAAACGGAACUUUGAAUGUAAAUGUUGAAAGAAAAUGCCCAGAUGGUUGGGCAUCAUUUCAAAGACAAAAAGGGUUAUACUGUAUUAAAGUAUUCUAUCCUCCACCAUAUUUGUAUACUCAACCACAAGCACAAGCAAUGUGUAAUGAAAUUGGAGCAAGAUUGGCUGGAAUCGAAACAAUUGCAGAACGAAAUUAUAUUGCACGUAAGUUGUUUGAUUAGUAGAGAAAUUACGAAUAGUGUAGCUUUUACAGGUAUUGGUGCAAGUUACAUGACAAAUCUGGGUUUAACACAAACACGAGUAUGGGUUGGAGCCUAUCGAGUUCUUCAAUGUACUAAAACUAAUGUUAUCGUAGAUAAAUGUAGUGAUGUAAGUUGAUAUGUUCAGAAACAUAAAGUUUUUUUUAGAAUAAAAAUUAUUCCAGAUUAAAUACGCAUUCACGUGGAGUGAUGGUAAUGUUGUCGGGAAUGAUCAACUGCGAUUCUAUGCUGCAGAUAACGCAGGGUAAAAAUAGUUUAAAAAACAAAAUUUAAAUUUAAAAAUUUGAAGAACCGGUCAGCAGUGUUCUCAAAUGGCGAUCGCAUCAUUUCCACAAACAGACGAUGAUUCUCCACUAUAUGGACAAAUCUCAUUACUUGAUGAUGUCAGUUGUGAUGGGACUGUUGAAACAUGGGAUCAAAAUCAAUAUGCACAGUAUGUUUGUGGAAAACUUGCACCAAUUGUCAGUUACAACACUUACUAA
Messenger RNA from Caenorhabditis angaria, 815 nucleotides. The record is from the annotation of a GenBank genome assembly. NCBI's taxonomy places the organism in Eukaryota, Metazoa, Nematoda, Chromadorea, Rhabditida, Rhabditidae.